AUGUCCAAAGAAAUUAUUCUAAUUACUGGCGCUAAUACGGGGAUUGGAAGCCGGUCCAUGUCCAAGGCAGCUGACGCUAUUGCCAAGCUAUUCGAACAUGUUCCGGUCACUCAAAACACAGUGGAGGGCUUACAGAUCGAUAUCGCUGAUGACGAAUCUAUCCAACGAGCGGCGCACAUGAUCGCAAACAAAUGGGGUAGAGUUGAUGUCCUUGUCAAUAAUGCAGGUAUCGCAUUUGAUGUCCUCAUUGGUACUGACACUACCAAUGCCCGUUCGGUCUUCAAUGACACAUACAACAUCAAUGUCUCCGGAACAAAUAUGGUGACUUUUGUUCUGGCAAGCCUUUUACUAAAAUCGACCUCUCCUCGCCUACUGUUUCUUACGUCUGGACUAUCUACAAUGGGCGGAUUUACACAGAGUCACAGACCUGCCUAUAGGUGCAGCAAGGCGGCCAUUAACAUGCUGAUGCUUAUUUGGAAUUUUACGUUGAAGCAAGACGGGGUAAAAACAUGGGCAAUCGCCCCUGGCCUUUUGGCAACGAGCAUGGUGGGUGAUCCUGAGGCUCUGAAGCAACGUGGUGCUCAGCCGCCUUCUUUGGGAGGGGAUUUCAUCAAAAGCGUUAUUGAAGGUGAGCGAGAUGCCGAUGCUGGCAAGGUAAUUGCUCGGGAUGGAGUCAUUCAACCAUGGUAG
Molecule: messenger RNA, 690 nt
Organism: Trichoderma breve
Lineage: Eukaryota; Fungi; Ascomycota; Sordariomycetes; Hypocreales; Hypocreaceae
Product: short chain dehydrogenase domain-containing protein
Exons: 4
Coding region: 1-690 (229 amino acids)
Source: RefSeq, a predicted model, not a curated record